AUGACCAAACGGAGCGGUUCGGAAGAACCAACAACCAAACAACCUCAGGAGUAUAUGAACGAAUACUUGACCGAGAAUGAUGGGGCAUCGCAGGCGUCCCAGGACGUAGCCUCGAGCCAUCACACGGAGAAUAGCUAUCCCAAGCGCAGUAACAGUAACGCCUCCAAUACCGGCAGACACCGGAGCAACACCGAUGGCCAGUACAUCCCAUCGCGAGAUUUUGCACCACAGCACCGCAUUUCAGCCUCAGCAAACUACGUGCCUCGCAGAGGUGGCGAAUCCAGUGACAGUGCAUACCCGGUCGCACAGGUAGUGCCCAACACCCAGCAGAUGUCACGUUCCAACUCGGCGGCUCACUCUACAGGCUACCGUAACCGAGCCCAGAGCAGGAGCUCCAGCCACAACAUGAAUAACCGUUCGUCACAGUCAAACAUCCAGUCCACAGCCGGCUCAACCCAAGAUAUACACCAGCCGGAAGCCGCGGAUGACCCACGAGACUCGGACGUGCCUCUGAACAUCAAGCCCAAGACGCUGUACCAAAACCCACAGACUCCCACGGUGUUGCCGUCCACUUACCACCCGAUUAACAUGUGGUCGACGCUUAAACAAACGUAUCUGAAGGAGUUUCUGGCUGAGUUUAUGGGGACCAUGGUCAUGAUUUUUUUUGGCUGCACUGUCGUCUGCCAGGUUAGAUCCGGCCAACAACAGCAAAGAUUGACAUUUCUCGAACGCCUGGCAGGCUCUUCGGAUGUUCCGGCGGCUGACAAAAUUUCAUUAAUGCAAUAUCUUGAACCUGUGGACGCUUUCGGUACUUUCGACGACGUAGCCCUGAUCUGGGGUGGAGCUGUUGUAAUGGGCUAUUUUGCUGCAGGUGGCAGUGCUCUCUCUGGUGGCCAUUUGAACCCAGCUUUGACUCUUAGCAACUGUGUUUUUCGAGGAUUUCCAUGGACCAAGGUGCCAAUUUACUGGGCUGGCCAACUCCUUGGUGCAUACGUCGGUGCUAUAGUGGUAUUUAUUUACUACCAGCCUGUUAUAACCAGUGUGUUUCCGGACUGGAUGGGCAAUGAAACUGUAAUGAGCAUGUUUUGCACAUUUCCGCUGGAGUAUUUAACCACUUCUCGCCAGUUUGUGAGUGAGUUGGUGUGUAGCGCUUUUUUGCAAGUUGGUAUGUUCGCGUUGACCGAUCCUUACACCUGCCUGAGAUCCGACCUGUUUCCGUUAAUGUUGUUCGUUUUGAUUUUCUGUUUGAUUGGCGCUACUUCCCUACAAACUGGGGCCGGCCUAAAUCCCGCUAGAGAUCUAGGGCCCCGGCUGGCGUUAGCUACAAUGGGUUUCAACAGCGAGCUACUUUGGAAGGCUCAUCACCACUACUUUUGGGUACCUAUAGUGGCCCCCUUCUGUGGUACCCUACUGGGCGGUACUGUGUACGAUAUUUGCAUUUAUCAGGGUCACGAAUCGUUUUUGAACUGGCCAUUUUCUUUGAUCAAAACUAAGUUCAGAAGGCUAUGGACUCUCCGGCCUCGGUUUUACAAGAAAGAAAGGAAUGACGAUGGCAGCGACAUAAGUGAUUGGGACUAUGAUGACGAAAGUAAUACUGGAAGCGCGAGAGACGAAGAAUUUAAUGACGGCCCCAAAACUGGAUUUUUCCACGAAUCUGAUCCACAAAUCCAAAAACAAGUGCAGUUCAAGAGUAUGUCGCGCAAUUUCAAUGGGAAGAGAAACCCGGUCUCAGGGAUUCCAACGAUUUACGAAGAAGGCGGCGGCGAUGUCGGCGAUGACGACGGAGAGGAGCGCAGCAGCGACGAUGGCCCUGAAGAUCAAAGCGAAUCUGGUCCUGCUAGGCCGUCGUUAGCCAAGAAAAAGAGCAACUUCAACGAAAAGAAGGUCAAGAAAAGCUAA
This is a messenger RNA of Lachancea dasiensis, 1899 nucleotides long. NCBI's taxonomy places the organism in Eukaryota, Fungi, Ascomycota, Saccharomycetes, Saccharomycetales, Saccharomycetaceae. The record is from the annotation of a GenBank genome assembly.